Messenger RNA from Pyrus x bretschneideri (Chinese white pear), 1503 nucleotides. RefSeq names its product IAA-amino acid hydrolase ILR1-like 4. The coding region runs from base 1 to 1341 and encodes 446 amino acids. The record is from RefSeq and is a predicted model, not a curated record. Gene Ontology annotation, molecular function: IAA-Ala conjugate hydrolase activity. Gene Ontology annotation, biological process: auxin metabolic process. Lineage: Eukaryota; Viridiplantae; Streptophyta; Magnoliopsida; Rosales; Rosaceae. The transcript is spliced from 5 exons. Gene Ontology annotation, cellular component: endoplasmic reticulum.
AUGGAGUUCUGCAUGCAACUCUCUCUGGUUUUAGUUCUUUCUGUGUUUGUUGUUCCAGCAGCUGUGCUGUCAGAUUCCUCUCUGAGCUCAAAUGGGGUCUCAGAAAUCCCAAAGAAGCUGCUCAAUCGUGCCCAGAGACCCCAGGUGUUUGAUUGGAUGGUGGGAAUCAGGAGGAAAAUACAUGAAAACCCAGAACUGGGUUAUGAGGAAUUUGAGACCAGUGAGCUGAUCAGAGCAGAAUUGGAUAAAAUGGGUAUUAAAUAUAAGCACCCAAUUGGGGUUACUGGUGUUGUAGGCUUCAUUGGCACCCGAAAACCGCCUUUCGUCGCAAUCAGAGCUGAUAUGGAUGCUCUGGCUAUGCAGGAAAUGGUGGAGUGGGAGCACAAGAGUAAAAAUGCAGGGAAAAUGCAUGCUUGCGGGCACGAUGCUCAUGUUGCAAUGCUUCUUGGUGCUGCAAAGAUCCUUAAAGACCAUGAGAAAGAUUUGCAGGGAACAGUUGUUCUUGUAUUUCAACCAGCGGAGGAAGGAGGAGCAGGGGCUAAGAAAAUGAUAGCUGGUGGAGCGUUAGAGAAUGUUAGUGCUAUUUUUGGGUUGCAUGUUGCUAACCACAUACCUGUUGCUGAAGUGGCCUCCAGACCUGGUCCUUUUUUUGCUGGGAGUGGCUUCUUUGAAGCGACAAUAAGUGGAAAAGGCGGUCAUGCAGCCCUUCCUCACCAUGCUGUUGACCCGAUACUGGCAGCUUCUAAUGUGAUUGUCAGCUUGCAACAUCUUGUUUCGCGUGAAGCUGAUCCACUCGACUCGCAGGUAGUCACCGUUGGAAAGUUUCAAGGAGGUGAUGCAUUCAAUGUUAUUCCAGAUUCUGUCAAAAUAGGUGGUACUUUCCGUGCAUUUACAAUGAAAAGCCUAAUGCAACUCAAGCAGCGGAUUAAGCAGGUUAUAACAGGACAAGCAUCUGUACAUAGGUGCAUCGCAACUGUCAAUUUCUUUGAAGAUGAGAAACCUAUUUCCCCCCCAACCAUAAACCAUAACGACUUACAUGAACACUUCCGAAAUGUAGCUGGAGAUAUGCUUGGCUUCCAAAAGGUCAAAGACCAUGAACCGUUGAUGGGAUCCGAGGAUUUUGCAUAUUACCAAGAGGCAAUACCUGGAUACUUUUUCUUGCUUGGAAUGGCAGAUGACGCACUUGGACCCCUGCCUACACCUCAUUCACCACACUUCCGAAUCAAUGAAGAUGCACUUCCUUUUGGUGCUGCGCUCCAUGCUGCUUUCGCUGUUAGGUAUUUGCUCGAGUUUCCACAGGAAGUUCCUUCGCCAGCGCAAGAACACCACGAUGAAUUAUAACAAGCUCAUUGAUUAAUUUGUUGGUUCGAACGUUACCUAGUCUUCAUAUUCACCGGAGGAUUCCAUAUUGCAGCAACUGUGCAUUGUAUGAUUCGUUCCUUGGAAAAAUAUACAUUCAUGUAUCAACAUUAGGUUAUGAUCAAUGUUGUAAUUUUCGGAUAA